GGGAGCGGCGGCGCGAUGGGCUGGGCUCGGGCGCUGCUCGGCGGGGCGGCGGCGGCGCGGGGCCAGGCGCGGAGGAUGUGUGCCCAGCCCGGGGACUGGCGCUCGGCCAGGGCCAUCUAUGACUUCCACGCCGCGGACAUCGAUGGCAACGAGGUGUCCCUGGAGAAGUACCGCGGCUGCUGCUGCAUCAUCACCAACGUGGCUUCCAAAUGAGGAAAAACCGCUGUAAACUACACUCAGCUCGUCGACUUGCACGCCCGAUACGCUGAGAGGGGUUUACGCAUCUUAGGCUUUCCCUGCAACCAGUUUGGGAAACAGGAGCCCGGAGACAACGCUCAGAUUAAGGCAUUUGCUGAAAACUACGGGGUGAAGUUUGACAUGUACAGUAAGAUCGAUGUCAACGGGGACGAUGCCCACCCGCUCUGGAAGUGGAUGAAGGAGCAGCCCAAAGGAAGAGGCACCCUGGGCAACGCAAUAAAAUGGAACUUCACCAAGUUCCUCAUUAGCCGCGAGGGCCAGGUGGUGAAGCGGUACAGCCCGAUGGAGGAUCCCUACGUGAUCGAGAAGGACCUCCCUGCCUACCUGUAGCCUGGCUCAUCUCCCCCCUGCACUGUCCCUGCACCGGCUCUCCUGCUGCCCGUGGAGUCUUCUCUUCCAGCCCCCAUGACGGUUUACCUUCAAGCCAGCUCUCUGGUGAGGCAAACCUGACGAUCUGGCGUGCACCCGCUGGGAGAAGGCUUCACGGGGCCGGCAGCCACUGCUGGGCAGCCCUUUCCUAUGAGCGCCGGGCCAGAGCUCGUGUCCCCUCACAAUAAAUGUAUUAGAAGUGA
Tyto alba (common barn owl) is the source of this 830-nucleotide messenger RNA. It is a transcript of the gene GPX4, whose product is annotated as glutathione peroxidase 4. Gene Ontology annotation, molecular function: glutathione peroxidase activity. The record is from RefSeq and is a predicted model, not a curated record. Gene Ontology annotation, biological process: response to oxidative stress. NCBI's taxonomy places the organism in Eukaryota, Metazoa, Chordata, Aves, Strigiformes, Tytonidae. The transcript has 7 exons.